Penicillium digitatum Pd1 is the source of this 1791-nucleotide messenger RNA. It is a transcript of the gene ilv3C, whose product is annotated as putative dihydroxy-acid dehydratase. Lineage: Eukaryota; Fungi; Ascomycota; Eurotiomycetes; Eurotiales; Aspergillaceae. Gene Ontology annotation, molecular function: hydro-lyase activity. The record is from RefSeq and is a predicted model, not a curated record.
AUGGUCGAACAGAAUCCCCACAAGGACUACGACCUCACAACCCCAAUCACCUCCACAUGUGGACUUCGUCAGGGCCUAACAUCAUACGGAGAUGCCCAUUUCUCCCUCUUUCUUCGCAAGGUGUUUAUCAAGGCACUUGGAUAUUCAGAAGACGCGCUUUCACGUCCAAUCGUAGGUAUCAUCAACACUUUCUCGGGGUUCAAUCCCUGCCAUGCCAAUGUGCCCCAGCUUGUUGAGGCGGCCAAGCGCGGCGUGCAACUUAAUGGAGGACUAGCGAUAGAAUUUCCGACCAUCAGUGUUGCCGAGUCAUUCUCGCAUCCAACCAGCAUGUUCCUGCGGAAUCUGAUGAGCAUGGACACGGAGGAGAUGAUCCGGGCUCAGCCGUUGGAUGCUUGUAUAAUGAUCGGGGGUUGUGAUAAAACCGUUCCUGCUCAGUUGAUGGGUGGCAUCUCUGCUAACAAGCCAAUCCUCCCACUGAUCACCGGUCCAAUGAUGCCAGGAAGCCACCGCGGUCAGCGCAUUGGAGCCUGCACUGAUUGCCGAAACAACUGGGCGGCUUUUCGAGCGGGCGAAAUUGACAUCGAGGAAAUCUCGGCCAUCAACGAAGAGCUUGCUCCAACGAUAGGGACAUGCGGUGUCAUGGGCACCGCUAGUACAAUGGCUUGUGUGACUGCUGCGUUAGGAAUGAUGCCGCUUCGGGGCGCAACUGCACCGGCGGUAUCAUCCGCAAGACUACGAAUUGCUGAGGAGACUGGCGCAAAUUCAGUUGCAAUUGCAAAGUCUAAGAGAAAGCCACAAGAAGUGUUGACCAAGGAAUCGUUCUGGAAUGCCAUCACAGUGCUUCAGGCUAUCGGGGGUUCGACAAACGCCGUUGUUCACCUGCUCGCUAUUGCAAACAGGCAUCCAGAACUGCAGGGAGUCAUCACUUUAGAUACUAUUGAGGAGAUUGGCCGCAAUACCCCACUGUUGAUUGAUCUCAAGCCGAGUGGAGAUAACUAUAUGAAUGAUUUUCACAAUGCAGGAGGCAUGGUGGCGCUGUUGCAGGUGCUUCGCCCCUUGCUCCAUCUAUCUGCUGUGACAAUUACUGGGCAAACUCUUGGCCAAGUCCUCGAUGCGUCCCAGUCUAAGCAACUUUCCUUUGCGCAACAGAUUAUUCGGCCAAUGUCGGAUCCUUUGUUUCCCGCGUCAUCCUUGGCUGUUCUGCGUGGCAAUCUUGCCCCAGACGGAGCGGUUCUCAAAGCCUCAGCGUCAAAAUAUCGGCACUUACUCUCACACACCGGACCGGCUGUAGUAUUUGAGAAUUCGGCCGACCUUGCUCAGCGAAUCGAUGAUCCAAUCCUUGGUGUGACGAAGGAUAGUGUGCUGGUCUUGAAAAACAUUGGUCCGGUUGGCAAUCCUGGUAUGCCAGAGGCUGGUCUCAUACCGAUUCCAAAGAAGUUAGCAGAGGCAGGAGUUAAGGAUAUGCUACGGCUUUCCGAUGGUCGAAUGUCAGGGACCGCAGGCGGAACCAUUAUCCUGCAUAUCUCGCCUGAAGCUGCGCUGCCAGAGUCGCCAUUUGGCGUGGUGGAGACCGGUGACUUGAUUAUCUGCGAUAUCGAGACUAGGAGAUUGCAUUUAGAAGUUUCCGAAGCAGUAUUGCAGACUCGAAUCAAACGUAGACAGAGUCUUAUAGGAGAGUCACGGGCAAGAAAGCAGAGCAGAGGCUACCGCGGGUUGUAUGAGCGAUCGGUGAAUCAGGCACAAGAGGGAGCAGACUUUGAUUUUCUAACAGCACGAGGUGCCAGCAUGUAG